GGGCAACGCGUACAACAGCUGAUUGAAGCAAUCACUUUGUUUUUGGAGAGAAAAACUCGGAAAAUCGCGUCCCAACUCCCUUUGAAGAAAUGGAUAAGCCCACAACCAGCGCUGCUGCUGCUGCUGCCGCGGCACAGGACCCCAAUCAUCUCCUGGACUCCCCGCAACACGGACCAACUUUGUCUAGUGCCUCCAGCUUCGAGGCUCUGACGCGACAUGACCCUAAUCUCAGUCGACUGGCAACGAAAAUGUUCAACAAAACGGAGGAGUACAUCACCCACGAACUCAACGCCCCGCUGGAGGACUACAAGCUGCUGGAGGAGAUGAACAAGGCCACGAUUGCCAAGUACAAGGACAUGCGACAGAUUGCCGAGAAUCUGAACACCUCGACCACUGAGUUGAGCCUAAAGUUUCAGCAGUUGGCUCCGAUGAUGCAGCAGAUCGACGAGAUCUCCGAUACGGUGGAUAAAUUGGAGGCGGCGGCCUACAAGCUAGAUGCCUACAGCAUAGCCCUAGAAAACCGCGUAAAGUGCGUCCUGCAAAGGAAAUCCGGAGGCGGCCAGCUGACCCAAUAAGACUAUUCAUCUACAAAGGCUUUAUGGUACAUUUAAUAUAGUAGAUUUAUGUCAACCAAGUAAUAACUUAAAUAUAAUCGCAAUUACGUUAAGGAA
Drosophila biarmipes is the source of this 671-nucleotide messenger RNA. RefSeq names its product biogenesis of lysosome-related organelles complex 1 subunit 2 (gene Blos2). Gene Ontology annotation, cellular component: BLOC-1 complex; BORC complex; gamma-tubulin complex. Bases 90 to 575 code for a protein of 161 amino acids. Gene Ontology annotation, molecular function: gamma-tubulin binding. NCBI's taxonomy places the organism in Eukaryota, Metazoa, Arthropoda, Insecta, Diptera, Drosophilidae. The transcript has a single exon. The record is from RefSeq and is a predicted model, not a curated record. Gene Ontology annotation, biological process: endosomal transport; lysosome localization.